Phascolarctos cinereus (koala) is the source of this 6088-nucleotide messenger RNA. It is a transcript of the gene ZNF532, whose product is annotated as zinc finger protein 532. Lineage: Eukaryota; Metazoa; Chordata; Mammalia; Diprotodontia; Phascolarctidae. The record is from RefSeq and is a predicted model, not a curated record.
AUGGGUGGGGGGGGACAUAGGUCGCGUUUGCAUCUGCCCCUGGCUGCUGCCACCACUGCAGGGGUGAGGUGGCAAUGGGCGAUUCUUAGUCCCCUUGGCCUGACAGCAUUGUCCUCUUCAAGCUCUUCUCUGGGGAGAGCUUCUCUCCUCUUUGCUGCCACUUUCCUGGGGGGUUGGAAAAGGGCGCCGCUGGAGCUAGGCCCCACGGCUUCUGAGAGGGGGCCACGUGAGCAGUGGGGCACUCCUUCUCCUCCCCUCCCCCAGCACUGUCUCUACACUGUUUAUUUUAAAGGGGCCUCUGUCCCCCCACUCCUCCCCUUCUUCCCCUUCAUCCUUCCUUCUCCCUAUGGACAUCCCCAGCUUUCUUCCCUGGGGUGAAGGGAUUUGGACUUUUUUUCUCCCCAGCGAGGGUUGCCAUAGCUUUUUUAUGUAGGGUGACCAGAACCGGCUGAAACUGGUUUGAGGCAGAUCAGCUCCUGAACACAAUGCAGUCACUGAGCUACUACAGUGGGAUAGCAGCUUCCUCCCUUCAUGGCAGCCAAAAGCAGAGGAGCUUGCAGGAAGGCCUAUUGACUGGGGCUGCUUUUAACCCUUUCAUAUUUGCAGAGGUAAUGCAUCUGUGUGACAGUAACUGAGCAUUGAUCAGUCUUUCCAAAAGGUCAAGGUUCACAAGAGCCUCUUCUAAACAAAUUCAUGACCAUGGGGGAUAUGAAGACCCCAGACUUUGAUGAUCUUCUUGCAGCUUUUGACAUCCCAGAUAUGGUCGAUCCUAAAGCAGCUAUUGAGUCCGGCCAUGAUGACCAUGAAAGUCACAUAAAACAGAAUGCUCAUGUUGAUGAGGAUUCACAUGCGCCAUCAUCCUCCGAUGUUGGUGUCAGUGUUAUUGUUAAAAAUGUCCGGAACAUUGAUUCUUCUGAAGGAGUUGAUAAAGAUGGCCACCAUUCUACAGGCAAUGGUUUACAUAAUGGGUUCCUGGCAGCAUCCACACUAGAAAGCUAUAAUAAAGAUGGAACAAAGUCUCUGAAAGAUGAUGGACCAGCCCCUGAGGUAAAACUUAAAGAGACAACUUUCAAUCAAUUUAGUCCUAUCUCAAGUGCAGAAGAGUUUGAUGAAGAUGAGAAAAUAGAGGUGGAUGACCCACCUGAUAAGGAGGAAAUUCGUUCUAACUUCAGAGCAAAUGUGUUGACAGGAUCAAUUUCCCAACAGGACUAUGAAAAACUAAAAGCACUUGGAGGGGAAACUUUAAUCAAGCCGGGAAUUCCUGCUGCUACCACCUUAGACAAAAACAAAGUUAUUAAAAGAGAAACAGAAACAAAUUCCAUAACCCUGGGCGUGUAUGAGCCCUUCAAAGUUAGAAAAGUAGAAGAUAAAUUGAAAGAAAACUCUGAAAAGAUGCUUGACAGCAGGGUACUUGAUGGAAAGCUCAGCUCUGAGAAGAGUGAAGCCAGUCUUGCCAGUGCUGCUCAGUCAAAGGCAAAAUCAUCAGCCAAGUUAUCUUCAUGCAUUGCUGCGAUUGCGGCUCUCAGUGCUAAAAAAGCUGCCACAGACACCUGUAAGGAGCCAGUGGCUAAUUCAAGAGAGCCUUCUCCAUUACCAAAAGAAAUGAAUGAUAGUCCUCGUGCUGCUGAAAAGUCCCCUGAGUCUCAGAGUCUUAUUGAUGGUGCGAAAAAGACAUCUGUAAAGCCACCUGAUAGCCCCAGGAGCGUCUCCAGUGAAAACAGCAGUAAGGGAUCUCCAUCUUCUCCUGCAGGGUCAACACCAGCAAUCCCUAAAGUCCGCAUAAAAACCAUCAAGACAUCUUCUGGAGAAAUCAAAAGAACAGUAACGAGGGUUUUGCCUGAAGUUGACCCAGACUCUGGAAAAAAGCCUUCAGAGCAGACUCCUUCCAUGGUGGCUUCAGUGACAUCACUUUUAUCCUCACCCACUUCUGCUACCGUCCUGGCUUCUCCCCCACGAGCACCCCUGCAGUCCGCUGUGGUUACAAAUACAGUUUCCUCUGCAGAACUGGCUCCCAAACAGGUCACUAUCAAGCCUGUGGCUACUGCCUUCCUUCCUGUUUCAGCAGUGAAGACGGCAGGGUCCCAAGUGAUUAAUUUGAAGCUUGCUAACAAUACUACAGUGAAAGCCACCGUCAUCUCUGCUGCUUCUGUCCAGAGUGCCAGCAGUGCCAUCAUAAAAGCUGCCAAUGCUAUUCAGCAGCAAACGGUGGUGGUGCCCGCAUCGAGCCUUGCUAAUGCUAAACUUGUGCCAAAGACUGUGCACCUUGCCAACCUUAAUCUUCUGCCUCAAGGUGCCCAAGCCACCUCUGAACUCCGCCAAGUGCUCACUAAACCUCAGCAGCAAAUAAAGCAGGCAAUAAUUUCUGCAGCAGCCUCGCAGCCACCAAAAAAGGUGUCCAGAGUCCAGGUGGUAUCUUCUCUGCAAAGUUCUGUCGUAGAAGCUUUCAACAAGGUGCUGAGUAGCGUCAACCCAGUCCCCGUUUACAUCCCGAACCUUAGUCCUCCAGCGAAUGCAGGGAUCACGUUACCAACCCGGGGUUACAAGUGUUUGGAAUGUGGUGACUCGUUUGCUCUGGAAAAGAGUCUGACUCAGCAUUAUGAUAGGCGGAGUGUACGCAUUGAAGUAACAUGUAACCAUUGUACAAAGAACUUAGUUUUUUACAACAAAUGCAGUCUGCUUUCCCAUGCUCGUGGACAUAAGGAAAAAGGAGUUGUGAUGCAGUGCUCCCAUUUAAUUUUAAAACCAGUCCCAGCAGAUCAAAUGAUAGCUUCUCCUUCGAGCAAUACUUCCACAACAUCUACUCUGCAGAAUUCUGCAGGAGGUGGCACACAUAAUGUAACAAAAAUUCAGUCUGGCAUAACUGGGACAGUCAUCUCAGCUCCCUCAAGUACACCUAUAAUUCCGGCUAUGCCUCUAGAUGAAGACCCAUCCAAACUCUGUAGACAUAGUCUGAAAUGUUUGGAGUGUAAUGAAGUUUUCCAAGAUGAGACGUCGCUGGCUACACAUUUCCAGCAGGCUGCAGACACAAGUGGACAAAAGACAUGCAAUAUCUGCCAGAUGCUGCUUCCUAACCAGUGCAGUUUUGCAUCACACCAGAGAAUCCAUCAGCACAAAUCUCCAUAUACGUGCCCUGAGUGUGGGGCAAUCUGCAGAUCGGUCCACUUCCAGACCCAUGUCACCAAGAACUGUCUGCACUAUACUCGGAGAGUUGGUUUUCGAUGUGUACAUUGCAAUGUUGUAUACUCUGAUGUGGCAGCCCUGAAGUCUCAUAUUCAAGGUUCUCAUUGUGAGGUUUUCUACAAGUGUCCUAUCUGUCCAAUGGCAUUUAAAUCUGCUCCAAGUACCCAUUCACAUGCCUACACACAACAUCCUGGCAUUAAGAUAGGAGAACCAAAAAUAAUAUAUAAGUGUUCCAUGUGUGACACUGUGUUUACUCUGCAAACCUUGCUGUAUCGCCACUUUGACCAACACAUUGAAAACCAGAAGGUGUCUGUUUUCAAGUGUCCAGACUGUUCUCUUUUAUAUGCACAGAAGCAGCUUAUGAUGGACCAUAUCAAGUCUAUGCAUGGAACACUGAAAAGUAUUGAAGGGCCUCCAAACUUGGGAAUAAACUUGCCCUUUAGCGUUAAGCCUACAACUCAAAAUUCAACCAGCCAUAACAAAGAAGACCCGAAAUCCAUCAAUGGGAAAGAGAAGCUUGAAAAGAAAUUGCCAUCUCCUGUGAAAAAAGUAGCCGAAUCCAAGAAAGUAGCCAAUCCUGGAUGGACCUGCUGGGAAUGUGACCGCCUGUUCACUCAGAGAGAUGUUUACAUAACCCACAUGAGGAAAGAACAUGGGAAACAAAUGAAGAAGCAUCCUUGCCGCCAGUGUGACAAAUCAUUCAGCUCAUCGCACAGCCUCUGUCGCCAUAAUCGAAUCAAACACAAAGGCAUUAGGAAAGUUUACACCUGCUCGCACUGCCCAGAAUCAAGGCGCACAUUUACAAAACGGUUAAUGCUAGAGAAACACAUUCAGCUGAUGCAUGGGAUUAAGGACCCUGAUUUAAAAGAAAUGACAGAAUCUACCAGUGUGGAGGAAACAGAAAUAAAAGAAGAGACCAAGGCCCCCAGUCCAAAGCGGAAAUUAGAAGAACCCGUUUUAGAAUUCAGACCCCCACGAGGAGCAAUUACUCAGCCAUUGAAGAAACUAAAGAUAAAUGUUUUUAAAGUUCACAAGUGUGCUGUGUGUGGCUUUACAACAGAAAAUCUUCUGCAGUUUCACGAACACAUCCCUCAGCAUAAGUCUGACGGCUCUUCUUACCAAUGUCGAGAAUGUGGCCUUUGCUACACCUCCCAUGUGUCUCUCUCCCGGCAUCUCUUCAUAGUCCAUAAAUUAAAGGAACCUCAACCUGUGUCUAAGCAGAAUGGUUCUGGGGAAGAUAAUCAACAGGAAAACAAACCCAGUCAUGAAGACGAAUCAUCUGAUAGCCUGAUGUCAGACAGAAAAUGCAAAGUGUGUGCAAAGACAUUUGAAACUGAAGCUGCCUUAAAUACUCACAUGAGAACACAUGGCAUGGCCUUCAUUAAGUCUAAAAGAAUGAGUUCAGCUGAAAAAUGAGUAUUCCAAAAGGAAAAUCUCUCUCCACAUUGGAAUGGAAAAAACUUUUUUUUGUUACAGAAAGUUUGCAGUAUAAUAGAGUUGACAGUACUGUUUAGGCUGUUGCAAUAUAUUCUCCUUAAAUGUAUCCUCUUCACCUCAUCGUAUAUACCCUCAAUAAGUAUUAAAACAGUAUUUGAGUUUAAAAAGAGUUUGUAUAUAUUUAAACUAAUAACUUUUAUACUCUUUGUUACGUGUUUGUAUCAGUAUUUAGUGGGUAAUGUUUUAAGGUUUUUUUUGUUUAGUAUUUUUCUUUUUUGUACUAAGUUUCUUUAAAACAGAGUUCUUAGCACUGGGGGCAGUUCCUUGGAUUCAGAUAAACUGUUUUGUACGCCAUGAGUUUGAAUGGUUUAGCUAAUUAAAUUACAGGCUAACAUAAUGCCUUUUUUAGUAUUUUUUAUUUUUUAGAAUUCACUACAUAAAUUGUAGUUGGUUUUAGGUGUCAAGAACACUAGGCUCUUCAAGUGUCUUAGCACUAGUUCUCAGUGUAUCUACUUUGAAAGAAGUAUGUGCGCGCCUCGAAACUCAUCAUUGCAUAUCUGUGCAUCUCUAGGUAUUUUUUAGGGCCACAAGAGAAAGUUUUUAAAGCAGUCUUGCAAAUAACCCACUGGUGGAUAACAACUUAGACCAGGCAAGUAGAAGGGAAUGGUUUUCCUUAAUGUUGUCUGUGAAGAGAAAGGGAAGGAGUCCAUUGUAAAAUUAGAUCAGAAAGAGUUGUGGGCUGGCAAUUUUUUUUCAUAUAUAUUUGCAAGACUGUUUUAAGAUCACAGGGAUGUAAGCUUGAUGAAAGGGCUGGACUGCUGUAGAAGAAACAAAUAUGUAACUAGAUCAAUAGAUUUUUAUACAGUCUGGUUUUUGUCUUGUAAUUUAUUAAACAUAGAGACAAAUAAAAAACCAAGUAUUUCUUUGGCUUUUAAAGGAAGAAAAUAGUUCAUUUAACCCUGUGCUGUCUCAAGAAUUGACUUUUCCUAUUCUGGGUGCUAAUGCCAAAUGUUCUGGUACUUAGAGUUAGGAUGCGCAACUGAAGCUGCUAUCCAUCGAUGUGUUAAUACAGCAGCCUAUAGAAUCACAAUUGGCCAUUUCAGAUUGAGCACACAGCUGCCAGGUUUUCGUUCUGUCAUUUCAAUAAGUAUAUCUAACAUUGGUAGUUAUGCUUUAAUGAAGCACAGCAAAGGUACCGUUCUGUCCCUUCCAUAUAUAGUUCUCUGUGAGAGUUAUAUUUUUUGUGUUUUUUUGUUUUGUAUUUUAUAUCUUGUAUUUAUCCCUAAACAAGUUUUGUACUUUUUUUUAAAAAAAAACUUUUGUGUAUAUAUAGAUACUUGCAUGAUAUACUGUAGUUAUCGUUCCGUUCCUUAAAGGGUCUUGCUGCUGUCAGAUGUUAUACACUACGUUCAUUAUAACCGUAUUAAACACAUUUCAUAUGUAAAUAAAUGUGGCACAUUUUGCCCUUGUG